Messenger RNA from Adineta steineri, 4899 nucleotides. NCBI's taxonomy places the organism in Eukaryota, Metazoa, Rotifera, Eurotatoria, Adinetida, Adinetidae. The record is from the annotation of a GenBank genome assembly.
AUGGAUCGGUUGAGUGUUGUACUCAUCUGUCAAUUGCAUCUCUUUAUUACAAUCACUGCUUAUCAAUCAUCAGAAUUUUUUCCUUUCUUUUCUCAAAAUGAUACAAAAAAUUUUGAAAAUAAUGAACAAUUCCAAUAUAAUACUCCUAUUAAUCAUUCGAUUUAUCGUCGACAAGCUUCAUUAAAUAUUCUUACAUCUCAACAAGCACGCAUACCGAUUACACCCUCAUAUAUAAUUCUUGGCCCACGUGUAGUUCGUCCAGCACAGAUAGUUUCUAUAAGUGUUACUAUAUUACGUAAAACAUGGAAUCCAAUUAUGGUUAAAGCAUUAAUAUCCAAUGAUGAUAUGGCUAUUGCUGCAGCUGAAGAUCUAUUUACAGUAAAUGUACCACGUACAUUACAAAUGCGUAUACCAAAAAGUAUUCGUCAUGGUACAUAUUAUUUAACUAUUCAAGGAACAUUAUUAACAGGUGAACAAAAAUUUUCUAAUAUUUCACAAUUAAUAUUUGAACAAAAAGCUGUAUCAAUUCUUAUUCAACUUGAUCGACCAGUUUAUCGUCAUGAAACUGUUAUACAAUUUCGUUGUAUACCUAUUUAUCCAGAUUUAAGUGGUUAUUUUCAUACACUUGAUGCAUAUAUUCUUGGUCCAUCAGGACAUAUUUUACGUAAAUGGGAAAAUCAACAAACAACAGCAGGCAUAGUUUCACUUGAAUAUCCCAUCAAUGAUGGACCACCAGAAGGAUUUUGGACUGUUAAAUGUCGUGUCAUGGGUUAUGAAGCAACCAAACAAUUUGAUAUACAUGAAUUUUAUAAUCGAAAAUUUGAAGUUAAUGUUACUGUUCCAUAUUAUUUACCAACUGAUACUCCGGGUAUUGGUGGAAUUUUAACAGCAAAUUAUACCACUGGAAUGGGUGUACUUGGUUAUGCACGAAUCGUUGUUCGUGCACGUAAUAUGUCUACAGCAUUUGAUCCAUAUAAUUAUCCAUUAGCAGAUGUUGAAUUUGAUAAAACAACACCAUCAUAUACAACAACAAUUCAGGAUUUUAAUGGUGUUGCUGGAUUUUUUAUACCAAUUCAAAAUAUUCGUACACUUCUACCAGAUUUAGAUGGAAAUGAACUAUUGAUAACUGCUGUUGUACAUGAUCCAUGGUGGAAUGAAACAAAUAAUGGUACAACUAUUGUUUCCUUCUAUACACCUGGUACACGUCUUCGUUUUCUUGGUGGACCAUCGAUGGUAUUUAAACCUCGUAUGAUUUUUACUACCUAUGUAGCUGCGACUAAUGUUGAUGGUUCAAAAUAUCCUCCUGGUCCUGGUCGAUAUAUUCGUAUCUAUACUGAUACAGAUCUUGGCCAAUCACAAGCACCUACAGAUUAUAUGAUUGAUUCAUCAGGUAUAAUUCAACAUAAAUUUUUAGCUCCAGCUGAUCUUCAAGUAACAUUUAUACGUUUACGUGCUGAAUUAUAUAAUAAUAAUAUAAAAGUCGAAGGUAGUUAUGAUGAACAACGUGCUAUACGUUAUUUAUCACCAUCAAAUAGUUAUUUACAAGUAACAUCAAGUACAGAAAAACCACGUGUUGGUGAUUAUAUGUUAUUUCGUGUUAAUAUAACACAAUAUGUUGACUCUGUAUAUUAUCAUAUAACAUCAGCAGGAAAAUUAAUAUUUACAAAUAUUCUUCCAAUGGAUGGUGCACGACAGAAAACAUUCGAUGUUGGUAUUAGUCGUGAAAUGGCUCCAUCAGCUCAUAUAUUAGUUUAUUAUGUACGUUAUGAUGGUGAAAUUGUUGCUGAUAGUAUGAAUUUUCAUAUAGAUACAUCAUCGGUUACAAAUCAUGUUAAUAUAACAGUAAAUCGACGAAAAGAUUUUACAGGAAAUACAAUUGAAGUUAUAGCAUAUGCAUCACCACAAUCCUAUGUUGCAUUUGCUGGUCUUGGCCUUGUACAAACACGUUUAUUUCCACCAGGAAAUCAUUUUACUUCAGUUAUAAUUUAUGAUGAAUUAUAUUCAUUCGAUCGUUAUUCAACAACAAGUUUUCAACAUACAUGGUAUUCGGAUAUAAAUAUUGCAUCACAUCGAGUUUUUUUCUCAUCACAAUCUUAUGGUUAUGAUGCUGGUUCAACGUUUAAUUCAUCGGGUAUGCAAAUAUUUACAGAUGUAAAUAUUCAAGCUAUACAACAAACAGCAUGUAAUCAAUUUGGUUUAUUACAAUGUACCGAUGGUUCAUGUUACCCAUUAUCAUUGAAAUGUAAUAAUGUUUUGGAUUGUCGAGAUGGUUCAGAUGAAGUUGAUUGUAAUGUAACAAUAAAUGCAAAUCGAUACAAUUUUACACCAUUAUAUCUACGUCUAUGGCCAUUUUGGGAACGUGAAUUACAACUUGAUUUUAUGUGGCAUCAACAAUUUGCUUAUCCUGAUGGUCGUGUACAGUUUCGUACAACUGUACCGAAUGUUAUUGCAACAUGGGUUAUAACUGCGCUUGCUGUUAGUCGUUUAACAGGUUUUGGUAUUGUUGAUGUACCACUUAUAUAUGAAGGUACAAGACAAUUUUUUAUUAAAGUUGAAGUUCCACCGAUUGUUCGACUUGGUGAACAAGUUGGUGCACGUGUUGAUGUAUUUAAUUUUCAACCACAUCGUAUUGAAGCAUUAAUUAUUUUACAUGCAUCGGAUGAUUAUCGUUCUGUUAAUAUUGGUCAACGUGGUAUAGUAUCAUCAUAUUCACCAAAAUUAACUGAAGGACAACAUCAUGUACUUGUUAUUUUAUAUCCAAAUGAAGUACGAAGACUUUAUAUUCCAUUUGUACCUAUUGUUGCUGGUGAAAUUGAAGUUAUGAUUGAAGGCAUUACUGGAGUAUCUCGUGAUUUUUAUCGUGAAGUAAUAAAAGUUAAUUAUGAAGGUAUACGUAAUUAUUAUCAUACACCAACUGUAUUAUUACUUAAUAAUUUACCAAGACAAGUCAAUGAAUAUGAUAUUACGGUACCUGAACAUUUUAUUCUUCCAUUAGCAAAUACGUGGGAUUAUAUUUCUGGUUCAGCAACAUGUGAAAUAUUUAUAUCCGGUGAUGUAGCUGGUCCUUAUUUCCUAUUAGGUUAUGAUGAAUGGUUAAAUACUGAUAAUUUAAUUCAACGUACAACUGCUCCAGGUGAUUCUGGUAUUUUUGAUUUUGCUAUGAUGAUUUAUAAUCUUCGCUAUAUGUUACAAGGUCAUGGUGGUCGUGCAUUUGAUGAACAAAAAUUAUUGCAAGUAUUAAUUUAUGCCAAUAUGGAAUAUCUUCGUUUUAUGGCAAUGUAUGUUAAUAGUUAUCCUGAUGAACCAUGGCGUGAAGGUUCAUUUAGUCAAUUUGGUUUUAAUAAUGAAACAUCAGUAUGGAUGACAGCUUGGACAUUAAUGACAUUACGUGAUGCUGUUUAUCCGGAAUGGGAAGAGAAAGGUUUAUAUAUAGAUCCAAAUCUUCGUUCAGAUAUUGUUAAAUUUCUUAUAACAAAUCAGAAAACAAAUGGUACUUGGGCGGAAACAACAACUGUUGAAGAUCGAAAUAAAUUUGGUCUUCGUUUAACAAAUGUUAGUGGUACAUAUCAACAAUUGAAUUUAUCUUUAACAGCACAAGCUCUUAUUGCUUUACAAUUAAAUGUUGAUAUACGUGGAAUCCCGGCAAAAUAUAUAACAGGUGCUAUUCAACGAGCAAAACAAUGGUUAGAACAACAUUUUCGUUUAAUUAAUGAUGCAUUUGAUAUGGCAAUUGUUACAUAUGCAUUACAUUUAACAAAUAGUGCAGAACAAGAUGCUGCAUUUGCUAGAUUAACUUUAUUUAAACGAAUGAAUGAAAAUGGAAUUUAUUAUUCAAAUUUAAAUCUACCAGCAAUGACAAAAACAUGGCCGAAUGUUAAUCCUCGAUAUGGUCCAAAACCAGUACCAACAAAUUUUGAAGCACAUGCUGUAUCUGCAACAGCUUUUGUAGUUAUGACAUAUACUCAUAAAGCUAGAGUGAAAGAAGCUGAACAAGCUGUAUUAUGGCUUCAAUCAAUGCGUAAUUUUAUUGGUGGCUGGUCUGCAACAUAUGAUUCUUGUAUGGCACAACGUGCUAUAGUUGGUUAUGCUGUAUUGCGUGGUUUUGAAAUUACAGCUUAUAAUAUACGUAUUAAUUUAACAUCAUCAUCAUCAAAUGAAGAAAGUCAUGAUCCAGUUGUAAUUACAGAUGGAAAUUUAAUUGAUACACAAGUUCGUGAUGUAGAACGUGCUUGGGGUGUAGUUUAUAUUGAUGGAUUUGGUAAUGGUUAUGCACUUAUUCAAAUGCAUGUUGGUGUUAAUGUUGAAUUUAAUGAUAAAGUACGUCGUCCAGCUUAUGUUCCAUUUUAUGUUGAUGUUCAACCGAUGUUAUCUGGUCGGAAUUUUUCAACAAUUGAUUAUCAUAUUUGUCUUUCUUGGCGUACAGAAAAUGUAGAUGUAUUAAAAGCAACACAUAGUGGAUCAAUGUUUUUUGAAAUUCAAAUCCCAACUGGUUAUCGUGUUGAAGAAAAAGAUUUAAAAACAAUGAUCUGGGGAUUUCAUACACGAAAUUUACGUGAAGCUGAAAAUUGGCCUGGUCAAGUUAAUUUUGGUUUUGAAUAUAUAGAUUUUAAUCCAAUAUGUUUUCAAUUUCAAGCUAAACGUUGGAUACCAAUAGCAAAUAUUUCUCGUUAUUAUGAAGUACGAGCUUAUGAAUGGUUUGAACCAGCAAAUAUAAAUCGAAGUGUUUAUACCUUAAGAAAUUUAUUUGCUUUAGAUAUAUGUGAAGUUUGUGGAUCAUAUCAAUGUCCAUAUUGUCCAUAUUAUGGUCAAGCAACAGUAUUUAUACAAUCAAUAACCAUGAUUAUUUUAGUUUUAUUUAUUGUUUUCUACAAUCAUGUAAAUUUAAUAAUAUUUCAUUGA